UUGCUGAUUUUCCCGACAGCACAUGAAGGCAUCAUUUUUGCGUAUGGCGUCAUCAGGGAAGCUUCAUCUGACGAUAUUCAUUAUUCACACAGAUGCUGUGCACGAAUGUAUUUGUUGAAGUGGGGUCUGCUCUUUCUUCAGAGAUGGAGUCUCAGAAUUCAAACCUGACCUGUGUCAUAUGCCUGGAGCGUUUCCGAAUCCCUGUAACCAUCCCCUGCGGUCACACCUUCUGUCAAACGUGCAUCACCAUUCACUGGGACACCAAGAGCAAGUGUGAUAUCGGACCCCAGUGCCCCAUCUGCAAUGAGAAGUUUCCUACAAGGCCCAUUCUCAAGCGUAAUGUGUCCCUGUCAGUCCUGACUGAGGCUGCAAACAGCACCGGCCCUUCCUGUAGAGAUUCGCUCAUGAGGGGAAGCGAAGGGGCGAGAGCAAUGCUGCUGUGUGAUCGCCAUAAAAAGCCUCUGGUUUAUUACUGCAGGCAGGACAAAAUGUCUGUGUGCUGCGAGUGUGGCAUCUAUGAAUGCGUGAACCACGAGAAGGUCUUGUUGGAGGCAGAAAGGGAAAAUCAAGAGCUGCUGCUGGAAAGGAAGAGUAAGGAGGUGGGGAAACUCACUGAAGAGACGCAGAAAAGUAUAAAUGACUUGGCUGAGAAUAUCAAUCAAGCUAUGGUGACUCUUGAACAGACCUCCACCUGGGUGAAUGUCAAGUUCUCCACCCUGAUAAAAGUACUGGCUGAGAAGCAGGAGGCUACAGGGCUCUUCAUUGAGGAGCAGAAAAAAGCUGCCAUCAGUGAGGCGAAGGCACGGCUAGCUGAACUUAUGGAGCGCUCCCAGAUACUCAGAGAGAGCCAGGGACAGAUAGCAGCUGUACAUAACCUCUCUGAUACAGAGCUCAUUAAGGAAUCAAUGGUCAUAGAAGUUCCACGUUUCAAGGAUAUUCCCACAGAUGUAACGCCAACCCUUCAAGAUCAAUUAAACGGCGUCACAGAAGUCCUAUCCCGAGUCGCCAAGCUGGUGUCUGAGGACCUAGAGAAAGCUGUGAGCACCGCUGUGGGUCAGGACAAAGACGGUUCUCCUCAGGACAAGAGGCCGAUCCUAGCUGUGGUUCCCAGUCCAGCUGCUCCUUGCCACCCUGGUGGGAAAGAGGGCCUCACUGCUUACCGAUGCUCUCUGACCUUUGACCCUCGCACGGCCAAUGGGCACCUGUUUCUGUCCCAGGAGAACAGGAGGGCGGAGCACCUGACCUCUGGGCCACGCCCUGUCCCAGGCCAUGAAGCCCGCUUCGAUCACACCUGGCAGGUGCUCUGCUUUCAGGGCUUCACCCAUGGACAGCACUACUGGGAGCUGGAGGUGUCCAAGCCGUGGGCCUACCUCGGGGUAACCUAUGAGACCAUCCCCAGGAAGGAGAAAGGAAAGAGGUGCAUGGUGGGUAUGAACGAACUGUCCUGGAGCCUGCAGCUGGAUGAGCAUCAGCUCAGCGCCUGGCACAACGGCCGGCGGGAGACUCUGGCCGGCCACUCGCAGCACAACCGCAUCGGCAUGCUGCUGGACUACGAGGCGGGGACACUCACCUACUACGGAGACGGGCAGACCAGGCUCCACGCCUUCCACUGUGCCUUCACCCAGGAGCUGUUCCCUGCCUGCUGGAUAGGAGAGGGGGUCAGCAUCACCCUCUGCUCCACAUGAGCUGACUCAUAAAGAGAAGUAAAGAAGGGAGCUCAGAGUAAGAAGCACUAUCAAACAUGGGUACUAGCUGAUUCAACAUAGAGGAUCCCCCCUAAUCAUUUAGGAGGGUUUUUUAAAAAUCUUUUUUUUUUUUCUCUCUCUCUCUUUACAAUGACUGCCUUCCUACCUUGUUUUAAGCAGAAGAAGUAACUGUGAUGGGCUUUCUUCCCCCAAACUAGCCACCUGGUUUUGGCUUAUUCACAUUAUUACUUAACACAUGACAAUAACAUAGCUAAGGAAAAGGUCAAAAUCUCUGGCCAUAAAGGCCCUUAGGGCUCUAGUUUAAGGACAGCACUACUUCCUUCUGGUUUGUUUUGGUUUUCUUCAAAGUAUGUGUGAAAUAACCUUACAUUUUAGAUAGAUGCUUUCAGGUAGGAAAAGACCAAUCUCCUCAACUCAAUAUGUCAGAUUAUUGUACUUUCACUAGACACAAUGAGUUUCCUUGUUCUACUGCAAGGCAAUAUGCAUUUAUUACAGGUGGUUGGGCUUACAGGCAAAUGACAAAUAUGACAAAAUAUAUUCAUUCAUAAAAUCCACAUACAUGCUGAGGUCACGCUGUUGUAUGAUGAGUGAUUAGUUAGAAAGCAGAGUUUCUGAGGAGCAGAUGAGUACAGUGGUAUCAGUUUAUCCAUUGUGUUGCUUUAAGAGUGCUGGACUACAACUAAACCGACUACUGCAUUAUUUUCCUUAACCGUUAAGUGCAGUUUGGCUGGUCUUACAAAUGCACAUCCUUAAAAGGGUGACGGUGUGUGCUGCCAACUUUGUUGCACACAUGUCAGAUUUCACUAUGUCCGACUCGUCUGCUUUGAAAAAAUAGUUCGUCGUUUUUUGGGAGAUCUGCUUAUUCGCUUUCUUGCUGAGAGUUAGAAGAUCAAUGCCACUCAUGUCUGUACGAUAAGUAAGAAGCUACAGCCAGCAUCCGGUUAGCUUAGCUUAGCAUAAAUACUGGAAACAUACAGAAACAGCUAGCAUGGCUCUGCUCAAAGGUAACAAAAUCCAACGAACCAGCACCUCUAAAGCUCACUAAUUAACAUGUUAUAUCUUGUUGCCUGGCAAGCAGUGGAGAUUCCAGGAAGUUGGUUUAAUAAGUUUUGAUCUGUGGGUGGCAUUCAGUCCACAGAAAUAUGGGAGCCAGUUAAUCAUGUGGUGCGUACAGGACAGUAAGCCAAUACAGUAUUCUGAUUAUAAUUCAUAUGAGACAUUGUCCUGUUAAAAGUACAACCCCCCCACCCCUGUUGUACCAUAAGCGAUGUAGGUGAAAACAAAUUGCUGUGGGUUGUACAUUACUACUGAGAAUACAGAACUGAAAAUGGAACGCUAUUAUCAUCAUCUUGGGAUCUUAGUAUGAAUGCACAAACAAAUCGUCCUGCCUGUACAGCCUUAAACCUGUGAUGCUGACAUUGUUCUGAGGCAGUCUGCUGUACUGUACAAAUGUUUUAAUAGGCUUUUGGCCUUUUUUUUUUCUUCUUUUUUUUUUUUUAAAUCAUGAGCACUUCGAUGGCAUAGCUGUGACCUUCGGAAUGUUGAGGUACUCGAGGCUCAGGACAUCAUACUUUCUUUCUUUGUCUUUGGGAAACUGCUGUGGAUUUGCACAAGUUGUCCAAAAGCGCAGACGAGGACUACUGACUCGGAGAAAGGAAAAGCAUAUUUCCAGGCUGUUUUGGCCUGAUGACAUAAAACAUAACCCCUCCUGCUGACUCUGGAAUAUGUUUAUGUUAAGUAUGCUAACGCACUAUGCUGUGUUCAAAGUGGAAUACCCAUCAAUGUGUGAUACAGCUAUUCUCAGUGUAGAAAUAGACAAAGACAGUUCUGUUUCACAUGAAUCAAGAUCCAUUUAAUAAAAUCCAAUCCAAUGCAUACAUGCAUUAGUUGAGAUCAUGCUUUGUUUUUCUUACUUGAGCCAUUUUACAUGAAUUAUUCAAUAAAUUUGUUUGAAAUAAA
Molecule: messenger RNA, 3665 nt
Organism: Siniperca chuatsi (mandarin fish)
Lineage: Eukaryota; Metazoa; Chordata; Actinopteri; Centrarchiformes; Sinipercidae
Gene: trim65
Product: tripartite motif containing 65
Exons: 8
Coding region: 93-1685 (530 amino acids)
Molecular function (GO): zinc ion binding; protein binding
Source: RefSeq, a predicted model, not a curated record